Molecule: messenger RNA, 1169 nt
Organism: Stylophora pistillata
Lineage: Eukaryota; Metazoa; Cnidaria; Anthozoa; Scleractinia; Pocilloporidae
Product: elongin-C
Biological process (GO): ubiquitin-dependent protein catabolic process
Source: RefSeq, a predicted model, not a curated record
ACCACACUCUUAGAUCAGGUUUAUUAGAAGCGUCUCUGUGACAAAACUUGAAGGUUUUACUGCUUUUAUUGGAUGUUCUCAGGGCGUUUCAGUCUACCUCUGAGCAGCCUGAAUAGCCAGAAAGAUGACAGACACUGAUGACAAAAAGCUGGAAGAAGGCCAAACAGACCCUGUAUAUGGAGGCUGCGAGGGACCAAGUGCUAUGUAUGUGAAGCUGAUAUCCAGUGAUGAUCAUGAAUUCAUAAUCAACAGAGACUAUGCCUUGACAUCAGGAACAAUCAAAGCUAUGUUAAGUGGUCCAGGCCAGUUUUCAGAGAAUGAAACCAAUGAAGUUUACUUCAGAGAAAUUCCCUCACAUGUGCUGGCCAAAGUGUGUACUUAUUUCAUGUACAAAGUACGAUACACCAACAGCAGUACAGAGAUUCCAGAAUUUCCCAUUGCCCCGGAGAUUGCACUGGAGCUGUUGAUGGCUGCCAAUUUUCUGGAUUGUUGAUUUUUUUUAUGAUUCUUUUCCGCAUAGAUUGUUACCGUUGGCCAAGCUGUUAUUGCAUGACAUGUAUUUCUAUUAUGAUUUUGUUAUUCCAUUAUCCUUAUUGGUAUUAUGUAUGUAUUUUUACUUAUGAAUGUUUACCACAUAUGUGACUCCCUAACAAUAACCUAAAAUUGUUGCUAUUGGUAUGUUACAAGUUUAUAUUAUAGACACUAACUUAUAAAUACCCUAUUUUCUCAAAAUAAUUUACUGCAGUCUCAACUGAUCUUUGAUGUAACCAUCUUCUUCUACAGGGAAAACAGACAGAUUAAAGUUGAUAAACUGGUAUGAUCCCGAAAUUACAUCAUAUUUUCUGUUUUAAUUUACAUGUAUGUUGCACAAAAGAAAUUUUGAUUACAAGGGAGUGGGAAAAAAGUUCCUCAUAACAAAAUGUAAUCAUUGCAAGUGCCUUUUUCACAUGUGAGUGCAAAUUUUAUAAAUUACGUUAACAUGAUAGCUUUAUACAUAAUUGUAUAUCACUUUUAAGUGUAAAUUUACAAAAACAGUUUUGUAUUGAUGUACUUUUUGUUAACUUUGUCAGCUCAAUAAGUAAACCAAGGAUAACCUGACUUGUUUUGUAAAACUGCUGCAAGGAGUGGUCUAAAGAAACACAAUAAAGGGUCUUUCAAAUCCAUUAUAA